AGGGGGGAAACGGUUUCUGCCAACGAACAUUGCAACGAAUGUCUCCGUGGCCAUACGCGCCUUUCUCCUUCUGUCAGUUUCUAUUCUUUCUCUUCACUGCUUCUUUCAAGUGCGGCCGCACGUAGCUUCCUCUGCGCACGCGUCCCACCGCGCCAGCGGAGUUUGUACUCAUUCCUUCUCUUUCAUCCACAGGUAUUAGUAUUUUUGUUUAGUUUCUCGGUCAUGCUCCGUCCGCCGCGUAAAGGCGGUCCCCAGGCCGUGUCGCUCGUGCCAGCCUCGCACAACUCGAGCUGCGCCAACCUCAGUGACUGCGGCAACGACAACGUCGUGGACGGGCUCGAGACGUUCGACGUGGGCGAGUACCAUCUCACGUCGUGUCCGAUUUGCCUCGAGCACUUCACCCUCGACAACCCCGCGAUCCUUCUGAAAUGCGAGCACGGCUUCCAUCUGCAGUGUUUAGAGUCGUGGCGGCAGCGAUCUACCAUCUGCCCCAUGUGUUUUGCGCCGGUAGUGGGUGAUGAGGGCCGAAUCAUGAGCCCAUCCGAUGCGCGCAGACGGCGUCGCAUGCGGUUAAAGGCGCCGGGUGACGCUCUCGACGCACCGGAGCGAAGUGUGCUGAUCGCCGCGGCUGUUGGUGCUGCGGCGGCUGCGUCGUCGUCUGCGGGGCCAGGGUGCGAACAAGGUGAUGAGACGGAGGUGAUUGAGGUGAACUCUGCCCAUCACGGCCCUGAUAGCUGCUGCGGUUGGCUCCGUUACUGUUGCUUUUUCUAG
Messenger RNA from Leptomonas pyrrhocoris, 771 nucleotides. RefSeq lists its product as hypothetical. The coding region runs from base 223 to 771 and encodes 182 amino acids. The transcript has a single exon. Lineage: Eukaryota; Euglenozoa; Kinetoplastea; Trypanosomatida; Trypanosomatidae. The record is from RefSeq and is a predicted model, not a curated record.